UGCAUGCGCGCAGCUCCAGCGCCCAGCGGCCGCGGCGGGAAGGAGCGCCGGAGCCGGAGGCAGCCGCCCGCGGAGAGGGGCGCGGAGCCCGGGGGCGCCCCGGGUCCCCGCUGGACCACUUUGACUGUCUAGCGCCCGCGUGCGCUGCAGAGGCGAGGACCAGACUCUUUUGAAUCUCCGGGCAUCUGGGCGCUGGGCGACUCUUGGUAUUUUCGAACUCAACUCGUGGAUUGGAACGGCUCCGCUCCGAGCGCGGCCGGCGGCUUGUAGGCUCCCAGCCCUGGCGGCGGCCGCGGCGCGCGCGCCGUCGGUAGACUCGGCGGGUUAAGGGCGCGAGCCGGCCGCGGGGGUCUCCGUGUGCGCCGCGGGCGGGCCGAGGGCUGAGUGGAGGGGGUCCCCGGAGAACCAGUUUGGGAUUUGUUGUGAACAGCAUGGAGGAGAAUGAUCCAAAGCCCAGCGAAGCGGCGGCGGAGGGGCAGCGGCAGUCGGGAUCCAGCCCCAGCGGCGGCCCGGGCGACGCGGACACUGGCCGCCGGCGGGCUCUGAUGCUUCCCGCCGUCCUGCAGGCGCCGGGCAACCACCAGCAUCCGCACCGCAUCACCAACUUCUUCAUCGACAACAUCCUGCGGCCUGAGUUCGGCCGGAGAAAGGACGCGGGGACGUGCUGUGGCGGCGGCGAAGGCGGCGCGGGCGGCGCGGAGGGAGGCGGCGCCGAGCAGCCCCCGGAGCCCGGCCGGGAGCCCCGGCAGAGCGCGCCUGGUGCGCCGAGUGCGGGCGGGCCGCUGCCCGGCGGCGGCGAAUCUCCGAGCGAAGGGGAAGGCGGCUCCAAAGCGCUGUCUCUGCACAGCGGCGCCAAGAAAGGCGGCGACACCGGGGGUCCCCUGGACGGGGCACUCAAGGCCCGCGGCUUGGGCGGCGGCGACCUGUCGUUGAGCUCGGACUCGGACAGCUCGCAGGCCAGCGCCAACCUGGGUACGCAGCCCAUGCUCUGGCCGGCCUGGGUCUACUGCACGCGCUACUCGGACCGGCCUUCUUCAGGCCCCAGGUCCCGCAAACCAAAGAAGAAGAACCCCAACAAGGAGGACAAGCGGCCUCGCACGGCCUUCACGGCGGAACAGCUGCAGAGGCUCAAGGCCGAGUUCCAAACCAACAGGUACCUGACAGAACAACGGCGCCAGAGCCUGGCACAGGAGCUCAGCCUCAACGAGUCGCAGAUCAAGAUCUGGUUCCAGAACAAGCGCGCCAAGAUCAAGAAGGCCACGGGCAACAAGAACACGCUGGCCGUGCACCUCAUGGCCCAGGGCCUGUACAACCACUCCACCACCGCCAAGGAGGGCAAGUCGGACAGCGAGUAGGCCCGCGCGCGUGCGGGCGGCGCCAGUAUCGAUGCGCGCUAAACAAUGCAAUAAUUUAAAAUCGUGAAUAAAGGGCCAGUGUAUAAAGAAGAUACCAGCAUUCAUAGUGAAAAGCUCGUGUAUUAGCUAUGGUUCUGCAAUAUUCUGUGUAUAUAUAAUUUACAGGUGGUGUAAAAUCCAAAAUAUCUGACUAUAAAAUAUUUUUUGAUUUUUUUGUGUCUGUUUAUGAGAUUAUGCUAAUUUUAUGAUUUUUUUUUUGCAAAGGGGGCCGCUUAGGGUGUCAUCUUUUUUAAUCCCCUAAGCUCCAUUAUGGGACAUUGGACACUUUUUUUUUAAUUUCAAAAGAAGAAAAAAUUAAAACAACUUGCUGAAGUCCAAAGAUUUUUAUUGCUGCAUUUCACACGACUGUGAACCGAAUAAAAAGCUCCUACUUGGUCUAUGAGUUCUGCCACUUUGUUUGUAUGGGCUUGGCGAGGUCCGCAGGAGAGGCCGCACCCCAGCCUGGGCCAGGGCCGUGUCAGGGCCCUGGCGGGCGACCGGAAUGCGGGAGUCCUCCAUGGAGUGUGGGGGCUUGGCCGUGGGGCCUGCGCUGGGCAGUGGGCCCGCGGUGACCCCCGGCCUCGCCCGCUCCGCUACUCCCCUCCUGCUUUCUCUCCCAGUCCAUCCUCCUCCUUGCCAGGCCGGGCCAGGCCUGCGCCUCCGUGCGUGCGUGCGUGCUUCCGUCUGCGUCUGUGUCGCUGUCCCCUGUCCCGCCAAGCGCCACCAGCGCCAACUUUUCCGCCUCCGGGCACAGGGGCUCCCCGGCCGAGGGGCCCACGAGUGGUGGGAUGACCCUCCAGGCCCAGGCUCAGGGAAUGCCCUGCAGCUCUGCCAGCCCCCGCAGACGCCCGCCCAGUCGGCCCCAGAAACGGCGGAGGUCCACUGCCUCCCCUGCGGGGCGGGCGGGCAGAGGGCUCCGAGAGAGUUGGCAUUUUCUUCCUUUCCUUUUUCUUCUCUUCCUUUUUAUUUUUCGUUUUUAAUGGCCACUUUUGCUAUAGAGAGCAUUCAUUAAGGUAAAUUGUGUGUGUAUACAAAUGUAGGUAUGCAUGCACACACACACACACACACACACACACACACACACACAGGCAGGCGUAGAUGAGCCCACAGUUCUGGGACAUGUGACUACCUUGACUUUUAAAGGCACUCUGAAUCCUCCCGCAUUUGAGGAAGAAAAUGUGUAAAUAAUCAUUUCUGAUCACUUUUUGUCUUUCCUUGUUUUUCUAAAUAUACAUUUUAUUUUUUGAAGGUGUGGUACAGUGUAAAUUAAAUAUAUUCAAUAUAUCCCGCCAAGUCCAUAUAUAUAAACAAACACAUUAUAUAUAUUACUCCACACUGUCUUGUGUUUAGUGUAUGGAAAAAGAAUCAUGUCCAGAUGUCCAUCUGUGGCCAGGACAGCCCAGGAGUGUGCCCAGGGCUGGGGCAGGAGUCAUGGCUUUCCCCUGAGGCCUGAGGAUGAACUUCUCUCUUUGCCUUAAACCUCUUUAUUUCACUGCGAUAAUAGUUUCACUUUGUACAUAACGAGUGUAAACGUUUUUUAAAAAGGAAACUAUAAAAACAAAAGUUGUAAUUUAAAAAUCUGUGAAUAACCAUCUGCUGCUUAGGAAACUCAAUGAAAUGAUAUGCCUUUUUAACAGGAAGCAAAGUUUUUUGGUUUUUAAAGCUUUUUGUUUUAUUUUCAGUUUAUAAAACAUGUGCAUUUUACAGUUUCAGUAUCAAAUAUUUAUAAUCUUAUGAGAAAUGAAUGUUUCUAUUUACAACUGUGGUUAUCAAAAUUGUGAACCUUCCCCCUGCAUUUUUGUGUGUUUAAA
Rhinolophus ferrumequinum (greater horseshoe bat) is the source of this 3205-nucleotide messenger RNA. It is a transcript of the gene EN2, whose product is annotated as engrailed homeobox 2. NCBI's taxonomy places the organism in Eukaryota, Metazoa, Chordata, Mammalia, Chiroptera, Rhinolophidae. Gene Ontology annotation, biological process: regulation of transcription by RNA polymerase II; multicellular organism development; neuron differentiation. The transcript is spliced from 2 exons. Gene Ontology annotation, molecular function: DNA-binding transcription factor activity, RNA polymerase II-specific; RNA polymerase II cis-regulatory region sequence-specific DNA binding. The record is from RefSeq and is a predicted model, not a curated record. Gene Ontology annotation, cellular component: nucleus. Bases 432 to 1355 code for a protein of 307 amino acids.